AUGGAUAAAUUUAUUGUUAAAAAACGAAAAUUAAAUGAAGACGAAAUUUCAACUAACCAUAGUAUUGAAUCAACAUCUGGUGAAUCAAAUCAAGCUAGUUCUAGUUUUACUGGUUUAAAUAAAAUACGUUUAUAUAAUAUUAGUUACUUAGCUAUGGGAUUUACUUGGUAUGGAAAUGAAAAUUGUCCUCAACCAGAAUGCAUUGUAUGUGGAGUGAAAUUAUCCAACUUAGCUAUGGUUCCAAGUAAAUUGAAGCGUCAUUUAUUAAAAAAACAUGAUCAUUUAGCUAAUAAAAAUAUUGACUAUACUUCAAACAACUAUUAA
Molecule: messenger RNA, 324 nt
Organism: Macrosiphum euphorbiae (potato aphid)
Lineage: Eukaryota; Metazoa; Arthropoda; Insecta; Hemiptera; Aphididae
Source: the annotation of a GenBank genome assembly